CCCAAGGAAUAUCCCCCAAAGGUCCAGCAGCUGGUGCAGGACAUCGCCAGCCUGACGCUCCUGGAAAUCUCAGACCUCAACGAGCUGCUGAAGAAGACACUGAAGAUCCAGGACAUGGGGCUGAUGCCGAUGGGUGGAAUGAUGCCCCCAACUGCAAUGCAGUCAGCUGCUCAGGUAGAAGAGGAGGAGGAGGUCGUCAAGAAGCCGGAGAAGAUUCAUUUCACGGUCAAGCUGACUGAGGCGAAGGCGGUGGAGAAAGUCAAGCUGAUCAAGGAAGUGAAGAACUGCAUGCAGGGGCUGAACCUCGUGCAGGCGAAGAAACUGGUCGAGUCGCUUCCACAAGAAAUCAAGGCCAACGUGUCCAAAGAGGAGGCGGAGAAGAUCAAGGCCGCGCUGGAAGCGGCAGGCGGGACAGUGGUUCUGGAGUGAUGGCCCAGUGUCAGUGCUCAGGGACUAGUGUGCCUCCCGCCCGGGCCCACAGGGGCAUCUGCC
This is a messenger RNA of Pelodiscus sinensis (Chinese soft-shelled turtle), 492 nucleotides long. Lineage: Eukaryota; Metazoa; Chordata; Testudines; Trionychidae. The record is from RefSeq and is a predicted model, not a curated record.